AACCGUUCGCUUCGUGCCAGCUGCCGGUACGAAAAAUCGUGUGCGCGUGUGGUGUUUUGGUCCUUCCAAACAAUCGUGUGCGAAGGGCGGCGUAGCAGAAGUGAUACCAGCGCGAGAAGUGAACCCCCUCCACGUGGUGGGCUUAGUGAAAUAAUAGCACUCGCUUUGUUUGCUGUGUGUGUUUUUGGUUUUCGUUUUGGGUGAAAAUUACGCACCAUUUUCGUGAGCGCGAGAGUAUGGAGUAAAGCAAUAACGACAACAACAGAAAGCUACUAACCUCUCAACAGUGACAGAAAUCAUAUGCGCGCUGUAUCGAACGAAAACAACGUUGUGUGGCUUGCCUGUAUUGUGUGUGCCGUACCUUUCACCUUUCCCUCACCCAGGUCUGUGUCUAUCGUGUGUGAGUUUGUGUGCAUAACAAACGGUGCUACUUCGAUGUGUGUGAGUGGAAAAGUGGAAAAUUCUCUCUGCGUACGGUACGAAUUUUUGCAACAACGCGGUCAGUCGUCUGUGUGAAACGAACCCCGAAACUGUCAAGGUGUCGCAGUCAGUCCGUACCGUUCCCUUAGGUGAGGACACCUCCAAGAUCCACCGCGGACAACAAGCAAGUGUUUUAGCAACCUAACCAACCCUACUCGUCGCUAGAAUAGUGUUGAACACAUCGAGUGUGUGCGUGUGUGUGUGUUUGUUCUAGAGUCGAAGUUCGAACCAGUGACCCUGCGACCGUAACCAUGCCAUCGGAACCGGAAAAGGUGUUCAAUCCACAUGCGGAUGUCGCCAGCAAGGCGUACAUCAACAGCAUGCAGCAGUACCAGGAGUUCUACCAGCAGUCGUUGGAAAAUCCGGCCCAGUUCUGGGCGAACGUGGCCAAGCAAUUUCACUGGGAAACACCGUACGAUCCGAAGAACUUCUUCUCCUACAACUUCGACAUCUCGAAAGGGCCCAUCUACGUCAAGUGGAUGGAGGGUGCGUCGACGAACAUUUGCUACAAUUUGCUGGAUCGAAAUGUAAAGAAUGGUCUCGGUGACACCGUUGCCUACUACUGGGAAGGAAACCACCCGGAUGACUAUAGCCGGCUGACGUACAGGAAGAUGCUGGAGGAGGUGUGCCGUUUCGCGAACGUGCUGAAGAGUCACGGCGUACAGAAGGGUGACCGGGUGUCGAUCUACAUGCCCAUGACCAUGGAACUCCCGGUUGCCAUGCUAGCGUGCGCGAGAAUCGGUGCCGUUCACUCGAUUGUGUUUGCCGGCUUCUCGUCUGAUUCGUUGGCGGAGCGAAUGCACGAUUGUCAGGCCAAGGUGUUGAUCACUGCCGAUGGAGCCUGGCGCGGUGAGAAAAUCCUUCAGCUGAAGGAAAUCUGUGAUAUUGCAAUGGACAAGGCGGAAGAGCUCGGUCAUCAUGUGCAGACCUGUAUCGUAGUGUCACACAUAAACCGUGUUACGCCGGGCAAGGAAGAUUGGGACGAGCGAACUACAUUGAUCUCCUCUGUAUUGCAGACUCCCUGGAGGGAUGGACGUGAUUUCUGGUGGCAUCAGGAGAUGGAAGAUGCCGAACCGGCAUGCUACCCCGAGUGGAUGUCGGCGGAGGAUCCACUGUUUAUGCUGUACACUAGCGGCUCCACUGGAAAACCGAAGGGUGUACUGCAUACCACGGCCGGCUAUCUGCUGUACGCGGCGACCACGUUUAAGAUCGUGUUCGACUACAAACCGCUCGACAUUUACUGGUGCACAGCUGACAUUGGUUGGAUUACCGGGCACACGUACGUUCUGUACGGUCCAUUGGCAAAUGGUGCCACCUCGGUCAUGUUUGAAGGUACACCAUUCUUCCCGGACACCGAUCGUUACUGGGAGAUCAUCGACAAGUAUAAGGUGACACAGUUCUACACUGCACCAACCGCCAUUCGUUCGCUGAUGAAGUUUGGUGACGAGCCGGUAUUGAAACAUGAUCUUUCCACCUUAAGAGUUCUUGGAAGUGUCGGUGAACCGAUCAAUCCGGAAGCGUGGCUUUGGUACUAUCGCGUGAUCGGUAAGGAGCGUUGCUCGAUCGUGGAUACCUUCUGGCAGACGGAAACUGGUGGACAUGUCAUCACGCCACUUCCAGGAGCAACUCCAAUGAAGCCUGGCUCUGCCUCGUUCCCGUUCUUUGGCGUAAAACCAACACUGCUGGACGAAAGUGGCACAGAAAUCAAGGGUGAAGGCGAAGGCUAUCUCGUGUUCUCACAACCUUGGCCGGGAAUGAUGCGCACGCUGUUCAACAACCAUCCUCGCUAUGAGUCGACAUACUUUUCCAAGUUUAAUGGUUAUUAUUGCACGGGUGAUGGUGCUCGUCGUGACGCGGAUGGAUAUUACUGGGUAACUGGCCGUGUGGACGACAUGCUGAACGUGUCUGGACAUCUGAUGUCCACCUCGGAGGUGGAAUCGGUGUUGACCGAGCAUAAACGUGUAUCGGAAGCGGCUGUCGUUUCUCGGCCUCAUCCAGUCAAGGGUGAAUGUUUGUACUGUUUCAUCACACCCAACCAGAACGAAACGUUCGAUAAAACGCUCAUCAGCGAGCUAAAGGUGCUGGUGCGGGAACGUAUUGGGCCGUUUGCACAGCCAGACGUCAUUCAGCAUGCGCCGGGACUGCCGAAAACACGCUCCGGCAAGAUCAUGCGACGAGUACUGCGCAAGGUGGCAAUCAAUGAUCGUGAUGUGGGUGAUACGUCUACCUUGGCCGAUGAGGCGAUCAUUGAGCAGUUGUUUGCAAAUCGGCCUACAAACUAAACGGCUUCGAAGGCACUGUUCGUUGCAGACCGUCGAGGUUAUCAUCCUCGAUGAUGCUGUAGCUCUAAGCGAAAGAGUGCCGAGUUUCGCUGGGGAUGGAACUCACACCGAUUGUUUCAGGUAUCUCACUGGAAAGGAUAAGAUUCUGUCGGCUUUUCUUCUGUACCAUAACCUGCCCGCACAUUACCAACCGAGAGGGACACAAAUACGCUAAUACAACAUACGCAUACGCAUAUCGAAAAUUAAUGCUGGACAUCGGGGAACAAAUCGGGGGAAAAAGACAGUAAAAAAGCAGAGCCUUAGCGAUAGGCAUCCUGAAUUCGAGAAUUCGUGCAAAUUUGGCUGGAAGGAAAACAAACAACAUGGUGCAGGAACUACCAUGCAUACCAUACCAUGCAGUAGCUCGAAUUUACCGCGCAAAGGUAUCGAAACGAACGAAGCUGGAAAAAUCCUUCCCACCGGUGGAAGAGUGUAAGGAUUUCAGUGCUGUAGCUUUAAGUGAUGCCUGGUGGGUUGGAAGAAGGUUGGAUUGGCCUGUUGUUAAUCUGAUUGGAUGAAACAUACUUUAAGUAGCUGUUAUUGCAUUCUAACAAAUUUAAGGCUAUCUUUGUUUAGUAUUAAAUGUUGCUAGAGCCCGCUGGGUGCUCCUAUGUGCUGGGUGGAACUAUCUGCCGCUUCUCGUUUGCCGGUAAUCUCAAAAAAAAAGUGGAAAAGCAAAAGGCUUCACAUUUAAAUUAAUUGUUGCAUCGAUUACACCAACCUCACAAGAAGUGUUUACACUACUUCGACAACGAGAACAAAGGGAAAAAUGUAGAGGAGAGAGUGAGAGUAGCAAGUGUUAUCAGAAAAGCUAUUUAGAGAAGGGUUAGGAAAUGUCGCAGAGCGAUGUUUUAGGGGGUGUGAUAGACAAAAUAGGCCAGCGUGGAUUAGAAUGCGAAGCAUACUAUGAGUUAGUGAGGAAGUGAACGAAAACACACACACACAGUCACACAAGAACAUCUCCCUUUCCGGAUCCCUCACCAUUCCCCAUACACGUACGUCAUCAUAAGAUGGUAGCAUUUCUUCCUUUCCCAGUGUGUAAUUACUACCGCCAUUACUGUACGUACGCAAUGCGGGAAUAGUAACAUCAUGGAUAUUCAGUUAAUCAUAUUUUAUUAUUUUCACUGCUUUUAUUUUUCGCUUAUAAGUUUUACCACAAAUAAACACUCACAACGCUUGUCUAUGGCACGUACCUAUACACUUGAAACCGAAAACCAUACACCAUCAUUGCUGUACCCAUGCUCUUCCCACGUGUUAACCACAUCUCAGCCACAGAUUCGAUGACGAUUCCAUUGAGCUACCGCAAGUGUCUGGUGCGGGGUGCAUGCCAACUGAUCACCCUACGGACGCCCCAGAAAAAAGGAAAACAGAAACUAAAUCAACACAUAUCAUUUUCCCCCUCUGCUAGGAAUUUCCCAGCGUGGAGGAAAACUAAAACCAUUUGUAGAAUUAAUGAAAUCUAUGCAUCCACAGCAUUGUACUAGAAGUUUAUCAACUGUUAAAACUCGUAGCGCUAUAUAUCUAUUCAUGAGGGCCACAAACCGGUGGUCCUCUGUGUUGUUAUCUGGAUGGGAAAAUUGUGUUUCUCUCUAGACCGAUAAAGAGGGAUAGAGAGAAAGGAUGGAAAGCAAAAGGUUUCUGUUGGACUUGCGCACAUUUUCUCCAGAGCCAUUAAACUAAGCGGGGUGCGAUUAGAACACCAGUCCACAGCCCCCAAUUCUUAUCAAUCGCCCAAACAACGAUACAUAUCAUGUAGCGUGCCUACACCAACACCCCAUUUACCCGGGGAAGGGAAAGUAGGUGGCUCCCAUGCAGUGGCCCUUACCACAGCUGUUCCCCUUUUUUGCGGUGUGACUAUUUGUAAUACUUUUGAUAGUGGGCACGGAGCAUAAUGCAACAGUAGUGCAGCGGCGUGUGCAUGGUUGUCCGUUUAAUAAUUUUAAUGUACCUACAUGCCCAUUCACAUGGGCAUCCGUAUUUGCAUGCUGUUCGUUCUCGUGAGUCUAUAUACAACUUGAAGGGUGUAGUGCUCAUUCCAGAUAUGGCAAAUUAACUACAACAAUAAAACCAUCUCAAAUAACUGUACUGAAUGAAACGAUACUGGAAUAAAUAUACUACCGGAACAUAUCAAUG
Molecule: messenger RNA, 4934 nt
Organism: Anopheles moucheti
Lineage: Eukaryota; Metazoa; Arthropoda; Insecta; Diptera; Culicidae
Gene: AcCoAS
Product: acetyl-coenzyme A synthetase
Exons: 7
Coding region: 732-2762 (676 amino acids)
Molecular function (GO): acetyl-CoA synthetase activity; AMP binding
Source: RefSeq, a predicted model, not a curated record